Nanorana parkeri is the source of this 2084-nucleotide messenger RNA. Its product is annotated as interferon-induced GTP-binding protein Mx-like. Gene Ontology annotation, biological process: defense response to virus. The transcript has 16 exons. Lineage: Eukaryota; Metazoa; Chordata; Amphibia; Anura; Dicroglossidae. Gene Ontology annotation, cellular component: membrane; microtubule; cytoplasm. Gene Ontology annotation, molecular function: microtubule binding; GTPase activity; GTP binding. The record is from RefSeq and is a predicted model, not a curated record. Bases 1 to 2064 code for a protein of 687 amino acids.
AUGAACGUUCGGCAACGUCGCGUCAAAAAGGACUCUGAUCGUCUAACCAGGCGUCUUCCGAAGACCCAGCUGUCGCCAAACUCCAACAUGAAACCUUGUGGGUUUUCCCUUGAUCCGUCAUUGAUUCGCAAAGAUUUCUGCUUUGGACUGGCAUCACAGCUGACUGAUGAUGACCCAAUGGAACAGUCGGAUAAUGUUUUAGAUCAGCAAUAUGAAUAUCAGAUCCGCCCCUGUAUCGACCUCAUUGAUUCACUGCGGGCGCUGGGGGUGGAGAAGGACCUGGCCUUACCAGCGAUCGCGGUCAUUGGUGAUCAGAGCUCUGGGAAAAGUUCUGUAUUGGAGGCUUUGUCCGGAGUGUGUCUCCCCAGAGGCAGCGGUAUCGUCACACGUUGUCCCCUGGAGCUCAAGCUGAAAAAGUCCCGAAGGGGUUCAGAGUGGUGUGGCAAAAUAAGCUAUCUAUCACUAAGCAUAGAACUUACAAGUCCAGCUCAGGUGGAGAAUGAAGUCUGGAAGGCCCAAAACUUCAUAGCAGGAGUAGGGAAAGGUGUCAAGGAUUACCUGAUCACCUUGGAAGUUGUGUCCCCAAAUGUCCCAGACCUGACACUGAUCGAUCUGCCGGGAAUCACACGGGUCGCUUUGCCUGACCAGGACCCUGAUAUUGGACAGCAGAUCAAGCUGAUGAUCAAGAAGUACAUUAGCAGACAGGAGACCAUUAAUCUGGUCGUGGUCCCCAGUAAUGUGGAUAUCGCAACCACUGAAGCUCUGGAGUUAGCAAAGCAAGUGGACCCCGAUGGAGAGCGGACACUAGGGAUCCUGACUAAGCCGGAUUUGGUUGACAAGGGAGCAGAAAAGGAGGUUGUAGGUGUGGUAAGAAACUUGGUGUACCCGCUUAAGAAAGGCUACAGGAUCGUGAAGUGUCGAGGGCAGAGUGAAAUCCAGAACAAUCUUUCCCUGCAGGAUGCCAUAAACAACGAGAGAGCUUUCUUUGAAAACCAAGAAGAGUUCAGAGUUCUCCUACAAGAAGGUUAUGCUACAGUCCCAACUCUGGCGGAAAAGCUCACAGUGGAACUGGUGGAGCAUAUUCAUGUAAAAAACAUUGCCGCUCUACAGAAACAGGUCAAAACUAAACUAAAGGAAGCAGAAGACAAGCUAAAAGUAAUUGGCACAGGCAUCCCUGACAAUGAAUCGGAGAGGCUUGCUUUUCUCAUAGAGAGAAUUACGCAGUUUGCUCUAGAAAUUGGCCGAGCCACCCAAGGUGAAGAGGUGGUCACCAACAGACAUCUCAAGCUUUUUACUGAAAUCCGUAAACGCUUUCAUCUCUGGGAAUUUCAUCUGAACUCUGCAGUCAAUGAAUUUCCUAAGGAAAUAAAGAAGGACAUCAAUGUCUAUGAGAAUCAGUAUCGCGGGCGGGAGAUGAUCGGAUUCAUCAGCUUCAAAACAUUUGAAAAUAUCGCAAGGAAGCAAAUUCUGGAAUUUGAAGAUCCAGCAGUUAUAAAGCUGAAUGACAUCACAGAGCUCAUCCGAUCAUCCUUCAGUAAUAUCGCUUCAAAUCACUUUUUACAAUUUCCCAAUCUCUACAGAAGUGCCAAGGGUAAAAUUGAGAAUAUCUGUAGCGUGCAGCAAAAGGAGGCCGAGAAAGCCAUCCGGACUCAGUUCAAAAUAGAAAGAAUAAUUUAUUGCCAGGACACCCUUUAUGGUGCAUCCCUUAAGGAGGCCAGAGAAGAGGCCACAAAUCCGACUUUGCUGGUAAAUCAGCCCAUAAUUUCCCACCAGCCCAGCCAGCUGCAGUUAUCAAUUGAUGAAAUGUCCUACCAUAUCCAGGCAUAUUUCAAGAAUGCAACGACUCGCCUGGCCAAUCAAAUCCCUCUUAUGAUCCAGCAUUACGUCUUGUACGAGUUCGCUCAGCAGCUUCAGGCUCAGAUGAUGCAGCUGAUCCAGGAUAAAGGGAUUCUGGAUGUGCUCCUACAAGAGAAGCAUGACUUGAGAAGAGAGAGGAAGAACUUAAAGGACAGCAUCAAACGUCUAAAUGCUGCCCGAGUGCGGCUGGCAGGGUUCGCCGUCUAGAACUUGCUUUCUUAUUAUAA